Molecule: messenger RNA, 1329 nt
Organism: Morchella sextelata
Lineage: Eukaryota; Fungi; Ascomycota; Pezizomycetes; Pezizales; Morchellaceae
Exons: 3
Coding region: 1-1329 (442 amino acids)
Source: RefSeq, a predicted model, not a curated record
AUGCCAACGCCGCACCACACGUCCCCCUUCGCGCUCACCAUCAACCCGUACCACCCGCCGCAGCCGACUAUCCACACCGCAUGGCGGGUCGAGUCCCCACCCACCAACCCCCGCGACACCGACACGCACCAUCCCGGCCCGUCGCAGCCCGCCCGAGAGCCCUCCCCGUUCGACUACGAGUCCCCAACCGACCGGUACUCGCCGCUGUUCAGGUACGUCUCGCCCGUCGACCGCUCACCCUCCCCGCCAAUAUGGAGGAGGUCCCCAACACCACCGCCGCCGCCACGCCCACGCCCCCGCCGCAGGAAUACACGCCAGCACAGCCCAACACGUACCCCGAUCCGCCGACGGCGGAGCGCCACGCCGUCGACUGACCUACUACAGCUGGUCGCAGCCACAGCCCCGCACGACCAGAGGAGGGUGUCCUCGACGGCGCCGUGGGAUGAGGAGGAGGAGGAGGGGGUGCGGGUGCGGGUGCGGUCGCCGUCGCUGGAUGAUUCUGAUAGCAUCAUGACGCGCAUGCCGUCGCCGGAUUUUUCAUGGACCACACUACCCAUACUGAACCACAGGAGAAGACCAUCACCGGGGAUGGAACGACGGACUCAGGCCCUGUCCUCGGAAGAGACAUACAAUGAUCUCUUCUCCACGUACCCAGAGGGCCCAGGAAGACUUCCGCUGCCGAGCAUGCUUGGGCCGAUGGGCGUCCCGGAUAUUGGUAUGUCUGACGGCUUCUUCACGCGGAUGCCCUCCCCCGUCCCGCUGGACCUCACAUCGGAGCUCCCUGUCAGCAUCCCGCAAGAAAGAAGAGUGACACAGUGGCAGGACCCGCGACCGCCGCCGUGGAGUGAUCCGGGGGUUUUGACCUGGCUGUCGGUGGCGAGUGGGCACAGGCGUCCAACACCCAAGGCAGAUCCGGAGCCUGCCACAAAGCCAGAGCCCGAGCCAGAGCCGGAAGCGGAACCGGAACCGACGCUCCAAACCACCGCUGCACUGCUGGAAACCCUGGCCGCUGACCUCGCGGCUGGUGCGAGCCGUGCGGCGUGGGGGAGGGUAGAGAGGGCGCUUACUGGGCUACGAGCCCUCCACCUGGCAGGUAGUUCGGGCGCCGGAGCAAGGGCUGGGGGUGGAGUAGGAGGGGAGUGUGUGAUAUGCUACGAACGACCUGCUGACAGUGUGUUUCGGCCGUGUGGGCAUCUCGUGCUCUGUUCCGAAUGUGUAGUGUCCGAGCGCGUCGGUGGCGGGCCGGCUGGAAAAUGGCCGGUUGUGAGCUGUCCAGUGGGACGCUGUGGCGCGGUGGUGGAGGCGGCGGUGAAGGUGUUUCGGGGGUGA